AUGAGGGAGUCUUCCGGGAAGGAGAAGAUGCUGUCACACUCGAUCCACGCUCUGCUGCAGCCGAAAGGCAUGGAGGAACCGACUCUAUCCAUUUUUCACCUCUUUGGCGAGCCGUUGGUAUGCCUUUUGCUAAAUGGAGAGGAGCGCCUCUGUCUCGCGCAAAUUUCCUCGCGCCUGCUGCGCGGCUACUCCUACAACGAGAUCCAUAACCGGCGCGUGGCGCUUGGCAUCACCUGCGUCCAGUGUAGUCCGCGCCAGCUAGAGAUGCUGCGCCGUGUAGGUGCUAUGCCACUGAGCUCACGGCGCUGCGGCACCAUUACAAAGCGCGAGGCUCAGCGUCUCGUGGAGUCCUUCCUACAGCAUCUACCUGCACCACCUCGACUGCCAGAGAACUUCGUCUUUGAGGUAGAGCACCACUGUGGUUGGGGCUGUUCCGGGCUCUUCGUGCCCACGCGCUACAACAGCUCGCGUGCCAAGUGUGUCCAAUGCGCCUUCUGCCAUGUAUUUUUCUCGCCGAACAAAUUCAUUUUUCACUGCCACAGCGCGGCUGAAACCGGUGUACAGCAGCAAAUCGUCAAUUACCGCCAUCCAGAUGCUGCCAAUUUUAACGCUUGGAGGCGCCACCUCCUACUAGCAAACCCCAAUCCCCCGGAUAGUCUGCUCUUCGCAUGGGAGGACAUUAAGGCAAUGUUCAAUGGUGGUAAUCGUACUAAGAAGGUGCCCCUCUCUCUCCCCCUUCCCACACCUUUUGCCACCACCACAACUACUACCUCCACUGUCGCCACCCCUGUUGAGACGGUGGAAGAAGAUCCUAAUGAGUCUGCAACAUUUGCGGCGUGCUUCGCGCCACCGAAGCGUCCCACUCUGCUGGGUGUUGCUCCGCUGAUUGCUCCCGACGUUCUGAUGUUGAAAACUCACCCGAACCUCCCUUCUCUAAUGGGUCAACAUACCUCUGAAUUGUCGAGCUAUUUGUGGUUGAGUGGCACAACCUCAGGAGAGCCAAUGCAAUCGCAUUGUGGUAGUAGCGGUUACAGCACCAGUAGUGGGGAUGUUUGCGGUGGCGCUUGCGUCAACGACAGUCUCUCCGCAUGGACUGCUCAUCUGCGAGAGUACUUCGAAAAGGUGACUCAAGGCAUCUUUCUUCCGCCCCCACCUCCGCCUCCGCCUUUGCCCGUGCCUCCACUCCCGCCAUCACCCUCAAUGCGCUUGUUGCAUAGUGAGUGCUUGAAAAUGAGUGAUCGUGGAUCUCAUGAAUUGUCUGAUGCACAAAAUGGGAGGUCGAUUCGUCGUAGGAAGUCUCUACUGUAUCGGAUUACUGAUACCAUUACAUCCUUCCUUCCCUCCCUCUUUGAAUCAAAAGACGAGGCUCCUUCUGGAAAUGACAAUAGAGAAGUUCACUAUAUUGAAAGUUCAGCAAAGAGGUCUCGGACUUCUACGGUCCCCGACGUGUCCUUGCGUUCAGUCUCAUCUCGGUUACCGAGGCAUCUCUCUAUCAGUCGUUUAGAGGGUGUGCAGAUUCCGAAUGUAUCCUCGCCGGUGUCUGUAGUUGUGGAUGUUGAUCUUGAUGCAGUGGACGAUAGAUCAGAGUACAGUACUGGAAGCAGAGUUUCGAUGUCCACCAGUGGCGUGUCGUCACUUUUUCCUCGAAGACAUCGGAACGAACACCCUUUCGUGAAAUCGCAGUCCAGGAAUUAUCGAUCUGAUUCUGUUGGGCAAGGAAAUAGCUCGAACAAAAAUAGGGGCUUUAUUGAGCUAUGGACUGACCUUGAAGGGUGUAAACAAUCGACUUUAAAUGCGACACACUCAGCUCCCAAAAGGAUGCGAAUGGAAAGUACUCAGAGCCCCUUAUCUAGCGCCUUUUCUUCGCCGUUUUAUCGUGGUAGAGUUGCCUAUGGAGGGGCGUCAAGUUUGCGUUGUACACCGCAGUCGCGUAAUGUGUUUGAGCAUGUUGCUCCACUUCAUUAUAUCAUGGAGGAUAAUGAGGGCGAGUCACCUAAUAGCUCGCCUUCAUCUUCGAAUGCGAUACUUAGUGCCACUGCCCAGCGCAUACUUCAGAGUCUGGAGAGACAUGGUUCUGCGAUACCAUCUGGUAGUAAGGUUUCGUCUCUUGUGCCGAUUCCUUUCUCUCCACUUUCAACGCCUUUACGGCGAAGUACGACUCGUUAUCCUUCUUAUAUGGCCACUUAUAAUCGGUAUAAGGAGUUCAAGCGACAGUUUGCUUCUCAGUCACCAAGUCCAUCGGUCUUGCCACAAUUUUCUGUCCUUCGUAAUCGCACUGAAGAGCAUGACAGCGAAGCUGUAACCCUUGAAAAAGGCGAUACUAUUGGCGUCACAAGGCCGUCGGCAUUCGAAGCGUCUUCUGAGUCAUCGCAGACUUUAAAGCCUACCUCGAUUCAGUCUCAUGGUGCCUUAACUAUAUCCGAGAGGUCAAAGGCAGACAUGGAACGUCAUCCUAGCGCCAGUUAUGCGAACUUUACGAAGGAAGGCGAAAAUAUUGAUGAAGUUGGGUUGCAGAUACCUGGAACUGUUUCUGAUGCCUGUAUUUUGGCAAAACCGUCAACGGGAGCAGGGUUAUUGUCUCCCAAUCAACAAACAAAGUUCGUUUUUUCUAGUCCGAUUUCUCUGGGAUCACCCAUGGGGUCUUCUGCCAUUCUUCCGGCUGUAUGUGAAUUUGCUUUCAGCUACCCCAAACCAUCGUUUAAAAGGCCGGCUCCUGUGGAAAAUUCAUCUUUCCUCCCCAUUUUAAUGUCACCCCAGCAGCCGAUGUUAGCCCAUCCACAUCCAUCUAAGAAAGUUACCGCGCUUAACUUCAAUCUUGCUUUUCUAGCCGCAUUACCAUCUGAUCUGGAUUUAUGGAGAUGUGAAAGUUGUCUGAUGGAGAACUCUGGAAGGGAUGGGGUGUGCAAGUCUUGCCAUCUACCGAUUCCUGUUCCAUAUACCUCGAAAUCUAAUUCCAUAGCUGCUACCCCCGAUAAACCCGCUUUUUUGGUUAGUUCCCCAUCGAACGGUUGGGAGUGUCCUACUUGCAUGGUCAAGAACAAAAUAGAAGCUCCGGAGUGUGUCUGUUGUCACACAUUGAAACCGUCGGUCAAAGUGGUUACCGAUAUUUCAAAGGAGAAGGUUACUGUCGCACCUACUUUUAACUUCGGUCCUCCCAAAUCAGUCUCAUCUACCGACACCGUAUGUGUGGCACCAACGGGAGACAAAGGGUCACUUUCCGGCUCUGCGUUCAAUUUCGGUAAUCCUGUCACAUCGACUCCUAAUUCACCUGAGGUUGUUAAACGUGCAUCCCAGUCUUCCUUGUUUUCCAGCAAAGGAUGGAACUGUCCUACUUGUCUCGUCAAAAAUGAUGAAAGUCUUAAAGAUUGUCCCUGCUGCAAAACUGCAAAACCUAUGUCAAACGAUUCUCCUGCCUCCAGAGUAGUUGGUUGUGGUUCCAUCUCUGGCUUCAAUUUCAGCAAUCCCAAUAAUGUGACACCUACCGCAGCUAGUUUUUGUUUUGGAAACAAGUCGGAUCAAACAACUACACCUAAUUUCAAAUUUGGCGAUUCUGCAGUUCACAAAAAUGAGGUCGGGGUUAAGUUCGGUAAUGCAGGCGAGAAUAAAUGGGAGUGUCCGUCUUGCAUGGUCAAAAACAGCGAUGUUGUUGGCUCCUGCGUUUGCUGUCAGACGAAUAGACCUUCAUUGCCGCUGAAAUCCAAUCCUAGUGUUCCAAAUGAAAGUGAUGAUAAAUGGGUUUGUUCUACUUGUUUGGCAAAGAAUGAUGCUUCUGCUGAUCUCUGUUUGUGCUGUCAGACCAAAAAGUCUAAGAUUUCCAACUCUGUUCCUGCAGAAAGUGAGUGGACUUGCGUCAAGUGUUUGGCAAAAAAUGGUGUUUCGGUUUCAAAAUGUGUUUCUUGUCAAGCUAAAAAUCCCGAAGUGUAUCCGCAUGCAGGCACCCAGUUUGGAACUUCACAGCAUUUUUCUUCUCCCCCAGUUAUUGUGUCGACUCUAAAACCGUCUUUAAACUUUGGCUCUCAAAAUUCAAGUGCCGUGUCCGUUUCCAGUUUUACAACAGCUACUUCGGACACUCCAUCGUUCUCCUUUUCAAAACCAGCCGAUGUAUCUAAUACUCCAGCUAGGGUCAUUGAACCAUCUGUCACUUCAAUAUUUUCUAACCUGAAGAAUGGUGGCUUCAACUUUGGCUCCUCAGGUGGACCAUCUGGAUUUGAUUUUAGCGCCAAAAAAGAAAACGUAACUCCCGUCGUAAGUGCUACAACGAGUAGUUUCCCUUCGGUUUCGUUCAACUUUGGAGCAUCACCUGUUACAGCACCUGUGUUCAAGUUUGGCGAACCGAAACUGUCAUCAGGUAAUACUUCUGGUGACACUGGGAGUGCGAGCGAAUCUACGGUUCCCAUGGCAAACGACAUCUACGUCACAGAUUCAGUUAUGGUUCGUAUUCAUUACCUCUUUGAUGAAGUGUGUGUGGAAUUUACCAAUUUGAUGCCUCUGGACCGAUCAGGUCGUGGCGGUGUGAGGGGUCUCCAAUGUCAAUGGAUCGUGUGGUUUGCAGCUCUUAAAAAGCAUAUCGGGACCUUGCGUGGAGUCUAUGGGAUGUCUGAGCAUAUGCCUGCAUGCUCUGUGGCGAGGAACGUUGAGCGCCUGCUACUGGCUCAGGUUGCGUGGAUUUCGGUGGCUGAGAGUCGCACGAAAUGUAGACUUGGCAUCAUGAAUCACGCGAUUUGUCACAAGCAAAUGAUGGCGAUCUGUGCAGCCAAGCACACGAGCAUUGAUAUCGAUGCUCGAAUUGGACCUUGCCUGUGUCUGAUCUCGUGGUGA
Messenger RNA from Hydatigera taeniaeformis, 4818 nucleotides. Lineage: Eukaryota; Metazoa; Platyhelminthes; Cestoda; Cyclophyllidea; Taeniidae. The record is from the annotation of a GenBank genome assembly.